CCGUAAAAAGGGGGCGGGACUUCAGCGAACAGGGCGCGGCUGCUAAUGCUAGCUCGUCUCUCCUCCAACAACAACAACAACAACAACAAGUGCUCAGUUUAAUAACAAGAGUUUAGCUCACACACGUGUCACUGCUCUUCUCAUCAAACAACAUAACACGGCAGGAUGUCAGUCUCCAUCACCAAAGGUGAGGGGGUCUCUGUGUUUACUUUGACCUUUGACCCCCAAAGUGCUUUGCCUCCCCUGUGCCAAAUGUUCAAGGCUCUUUGCUGCAGUCCUGUGUGGUGCUCUGUGUCCGAGCGCCUCCGGAGUGUCCAGAGCAAGGCUCACUCAGUCCUCGGGGCUCUGCACAUUAUGGUCGGACUGCUCUACAUUGGACUGGGAUCAGUUCUUCUUUCCUCUGGAAGUGGUUCAGGUUGGCGAAUGGAUGAAACGUGGUAUCCUGUUUGGAUGGGAGCAUUCUUUAUCGUGUUUGGCAUCGUGAGUUUUUUGUCAGAGAUGUUCCCGAGUCCAUGUCUGGUCACCAUGAGUGUGACUCUGAACAUGGCAGGCGCUGUCUUUGCUGUGGCAGCCUUCAUCCUCUACGCCAUCAAUAUGAACAACACAUCGCUGUACUGGAUGUGCAGGAGUGACGAUGACGAUUACAGCUUCAGCGACCCGAAGACGCCGUCGAUAGAGCAGGACCGGAUCCUGCAGACUUGUCUGUCUGGCCGCCUUCUGGCCCUGCUGCUGCUCAGAAGCAUCAACGGUGUGCUGUUGGUCUUGUCAUUGCUGGAGUUCUGUGUCACCAUCUCCUGUGUGAUCUUGGGGAUUAAGGCUCUCAGGAGCCAGGAGAAGUUUACUCACAAGAUUACGUCUGAACCAGAACUCCACAAACCACUUCUGGAGGAAGUAACUCUUAACGCCUGAACUGCAGCGUCUCUGUAGCGUGUCAGUCUUCAGUGCUUUACAUUAUCCAGCCUCUAAACCCUUUAUAUCAUCUGUAAGGUUUGCACUCAGAGUUUUGAUGCAUGUGUUGCUUUGAUUAGGAUUUUGAAUUAGUUUUCCUUCCAUUUCACCACCAUAAAGAUUUCUAUUUCAUUUCUAUUUCAUUUUUCUAUUAUCAGCUUCAUCGGUUCUUGUCCUUUGUGUUUCAAAAAAUGUCACAUUUAAAAGGAGGUUUAUGUCCUAUGUAUGUGUGUGUGUGUGUGUAUGCUGUGUUAAAAGCAGAACUUGAGUCACUUUUGUUUAACCUGUGAUGGGAAAUAACUCUGUUGUAAUGUGCUUGUAGAUGAAUUUUUUUUUUUUUUUAUUAUGUAUUUUCUUUGCUUAUUUAAUUUCUAUUCUAUUGCACUAGAGUAAAAUAUAUAUUUUUUAUUUCAUUUAAAACUUGCACUACAUAUAAUAACAAUAUGGUGGAUUGUUUAUUUAAACCCCCAUCACAUCACAUCAGACUUAAAUUGAAGUUAGUUACAAUUGUCAUCAUUCCAUUAAGUCCUAAAAACAGACCAGCUGUAGUGGUUGAAAUCAUGCUAAACGUAAAGCUCUAGUUUGUAACUUUUAAAUCAAAACAAAUCUGGUACAUUUAAACAGUUUAAAGUGCUGAUGUGUUUUUUUGUUUCUGUGUGUGUGGCGAGAUUCCCUCGCUUUUAUGUAUGUGUGUAAGAGAGAAAACGAGGUCAUGGACUGCAGGGUCUCAGAGACUGCAGACUUUCAGUCAAUACUAAGAAAUCCACACGGGGCAGUGGCGUCGUAUAAACUUUUAUAUUCAUCUACACGUUUACAAUUUAGAGAAUUCAUUUUGGUGGAUUAUUCUUUGAUGUAACAAUGCUUCUUGGCAAUAAAACUUAUGGUUAUACUUAUUUCCCUUUUAAAUGGUUGAUACAUUUGUAAGGAAAGUGCAUAUGUGGGAUGAGCAGUGGAGGCCUGUUAUCUCAAUGCAGAGAGGUAUCAAGAUGAGAUUCUGAAACCAGUAGCAAUCACAUAUCUCCACAGUCUGAGACUGAAGAUGACAACGCUCGCCCCCACAGACUGGGUUUAUCAGAGACUAUUGUUAUAUCAACAUUAUACCAGGAAAUGCCACCAAAGACCUGUGUUGUGUCUCAAAACAUUGACAGGGGACAGCAUUUGUAUUGUUAAAACAGGGGGGCCCCAACAGAAAACGUUUGGGAACCACUGGCUUAACCACAUUACAAGAACAGGUGUUUCGUUUCAUGUGACGAAAGAUGCAUCGAGCCAUAUUAAACACAUGCUUUUGCAGACACAGGCUACAUCCUGUUACUCUCUGUACGAUCGCUGUCUUGAAUAUAUUCAAUAAAGACCCAACUCAGAA
Messenger RNA from Solea senegalensis (Senegalese sole), 2311 nucleotides. RefSeq lists its product as uncharacterized. The record is from RefSeq and is a predicted model, not a curated record. The coding region runs from base 166 to 909 and encodes 247 amino acids. The transcript is spliced from 7 exons. NCBI's taxonomy places the organism in Eukaryota, Metazoa, Chordata, Actinopteri, Pleuronectiformes, Soleidae. Gene Ontology annotation, cellular component: membrane.